Molecule: messenger RNA, 1296 nt
Organism: Debaryomyces hansenii CBS767
Lineage: Eukaryota; Fungi; Ascomycota; Pichiomycetes; Serinales; Debaryomycetaceae
Product: snoRNA-binding rRNA-processing protein
Exons: 1
Coding region: 1-1296 (431 amino acids)
Biological process (GO): maturation of SSU-rRNA from tricistronic rRNA transcript (SSU-rRNA, 5.8S rRNA, LSU-rRNA)
Cellular component (GO): Pwp2p-containing subcomplex of 90S preribosome; small-subunit processome
Molecular function (GO): snoRNA binding; protein binding
Source: RefSeq, a predicted model, not a curated record
AUGGCUGAGAAAGUUAGAUACUAUUUGGAACAGUCAGUUCCAGAAUUGGAAGAUUUAAAGAGGAAAGGGAUCUUCGAUAAAAAUGAAAUCACCAUGAUCAUGAGAAGAAGAACUGAUUUUGAACAUAGAAUUCAGGGAAGAGGAUCAAAGCCAAGGGAUUUCUUGAAAUAUUCCGAGUUUGAAACCAACGUGGAGAAGUUGAGAAAGAAGAGAUAUAAUAGGUUAAACAAAGUGGGACUUAUUGAUACCAAACCUAGUUUGUCGGAUUGGGCAGGAUCAAGAAGAAUUUUAUUUAUAUAUGAUAGAGCUACUAAAAGAUACCCCGGUGACAUGAACAUAUGGUCGCAGUACUUGAAGUUCGCAAAGGCAAAUGGUGCUAUCAAGUUGAUCUAUAAGGUGUAUUCACGUUUGUUACAAUUACAACCAAGAAACAUUGAUGCGUGGUUAUCAGCAGCUAAAUAUGAAUUUGAAACCAACGCCAAUGCCAAAGGUGCUAGAGUCCUAUUCCAAAGAGGGUUAAGAUUAAACCCUGAUUCGUUUGACUUGUGGAUCUCGUAUGCCCAAUUUGAAUUAACGUACAUUUCAAGAUUAUUAGCAAGAAGAAAGGUGCUUGGUUUAAUUACUGAAAAGCAACAGAAGGACGAGAUGGACAACGAGAAGACAAAAUUAGACAAGAAUAUUUCUGCAUCCGGUGUUACUGAUGAUCUUGACAGCGACACUAUUAACUUGCCGAUCGGUGACGAUGAAAUGAAGGAAGAAUUAACCCAUUUACCAGAAGCUGACAUGAAUAUGUUAGGUAAUCCCGAAACUAAUCCAGCAUUGAAGGGGGACGUAGCGUUAACUGUUUUUGACUUGUGCAUUCCUGAAAUAUUAAAGGCUGUUCCAAAAGAUGCUGCUGCCUCUAAAAAGGAUGAUAAAGCAUUUGAAAUUAUAAAUCAAUUUUUGAUACUUUUCGAUAAAUUCAGUGACUUGAAUAGAGAUUACUUGUAUUCGCAUGUUUUAAAUUACGUACAGACCAACUAUCCAAAUGAUUUGAGAACGUUGAUUAUUGACAUUACCUUACCCGUCAGAAACAUCGACACUAAUGACGAAAGCUUAUCCGAAUUAUUACAGUUAUCAGUUAAUAAAUUUAUUGCAUACAAAUUGAAGCUUAAUGAUUCAAAACAAAAGGAAACGCUUAUUAAUACCUACACCCAAUUCUUGACGGACAGAUUCCUCCAUUCCACUACAGACAAACCUUCAGAAAGAGUUGAUGCAUUAUUGCGUGCAAUUAUUAAAAAGUGCCGUACUAUUUAG